GCCGGCGGAGCAUGAGGGAGCCAUGAGCCCGCUGCGGGGGUGGCUGCUGGCCGCGCUGCUCUCGCUCGCCCCGCGGGCAGGUGCUGCCUCGCAGGCCGGAGCGCUGCCGCGGCGGCUCCCGCGGGCCGCAUGGCAGGAGGGGCGGGUGCUCUCCCAAAUCACCCACCCCAGCAGGCUGGUGGGGCAGAGCUCGGGAGGAGAAGUCCCCAAGCAUCAAUUGGACACCAGGGUCAGGCAUGAGCCCGGAGGAGGAGGAGGAGGAGGACCCGGGCUGCACCUGGCACAGGUGAGCUUCAUGGUGCGUGCCUUCGGCUCAGCCUUCACCCUCGAUCUCCGGCUGAACCACCACCUCCUCGCCUCCCACUACGUGGAGCGGCACGUCGGCGCGGGCAGCAACGGCAGCCACAGCACGGGCGCAGGGGAGCACUGCUACUACCAGGGCCGGAUCCGGGGGCAGCCGCGCUCCUUCGCUGCCCUCUCCAGCUGCCAGGGCCUGCGCGGGGUCUUCUCGGACGGCCGAGCCACGUACCUGAUCGAGCCCCAGGCGGGCGCCGAGCGCGGGCAGGGUCUUCGCCCGCACAUCGUGCAGCGCAUCCCCAGCUGUCCCCGACUGGGCUGCCUCUUCCCUGCGCUGAGCCAGCGUGUUCCCGGGGGCAUCCCAAAGCUGCGGCGGCGGCGGCAGGUCCGCCGAGCCCAGCACACGGUGCACAGCGAGACCAAGUACAUCGAGCUGGCCGUGGUGAACGACCACCGGCUGUUCCUGCAGCUCCGCAAGUCCGUAGUUCUCACCAGCAACUUCGCCAAGUCCGUGGUCAACCUGGCUGACAUGAUCUACAAGGAGCAGCUCAACACCCGCAUCGUGCUGGUGGCCAUGGAGACGUGGGCGGCCGAGGACCGCAUCCGGGUGGGACACGACUCCCUGGAGACCCUGAACGAGUUUGUCAAGUACCGGCGGGAGGGGCUGGCAGAGCACAGCGACACCGUGCACCUCUUCUCGGGUCACACGUUCCAGAGCAGCCGCAGCGGCAGCGCCUUUGUCGGGGGCAUCUGCUCCGCUGCCCGCGCCUGCGGCGUCAACGAGUACGGCAACGUGGCGGCCAUGGCGGUGACACUGGCACAGACCCUGGGGCAGAACGUGGGCAUGAUGUGGAACAAGCACCGCACGGCGGCAGGGGACUGUCGCUGUCCGGACGUGUGGCUGGGCUGUAUCAUGGAGGACACAGGGUAUUACCUCCCGCGGAAGUUCUCCCGCUGCAGCAUCGAUGAGUACAACCAGUUCCUGCAGGACGGCGGCGGCAGCUGCCUCUUCAACAAACCCCUGAAGCUCCUGGAUCCCCCGGAGUGCGGCAAUGGCUUCGUGGAGGCGGGCGAGGAGUGCGACUGCGGCUCGCUGGCGGAGUGCGCGAGGAGCGGCGGAAACUGCUGCAAGAAAUGCACCCUGACCCACGACGCCAUGUGCAGCGAUGGGCUCUGCUGCAAGGGCUGCAAGUACGAGCCACGUGGAGUGUCCUGCCGGGAGGCUGUGAACGAGUGUGACAUCCCUGAGACCUGCACCGGGGACUCCAGCCAGUGCCCCCCCAACCUGCACAAGCUGGAUGGAUACUUCUGUGAGAACGAGCAGGGCCGAUGCUACGGCGGGCGCUGCAAGACCCGGGACCGUCAGUGCAACGCGCUCUGGGGCCGCAGCUCGGCCGAGCGCUUCUGCUACGAGAAGCUGAACGUGGAGGGGACAGAGCGGGGGAACUGCGGCCGCGAGGGGCUGGGCUGGCUGCAGUGCAACAAGCAGGACGUCCUCUGCGGCUUCCUCCUGUGCGCCAACAUCUCGGGCUCGCCGCGGCUGGGGGAGCUCAGCGGGGAGAUCGCCACCACCACCUUCUACCACCAGAACCGCUACGUGGACUGCAGGGGCGGCCACGUGCAGCUGGUGGACGGCUCGGACCUGAGCUACGUGGAGGACGGGACGCCCUGCGGGCCCGGAAUGCUCUGUCUCGACCGCAAAUGCCUUCCAGCCACCGCCUUUAACUUCAGCUCCUGCCCCGGCAGCUGGGACGGGAAGAUCUGCUUCGAUCACGGGGUUUGCAGCAACGAGGGGAAGUGCAUCUGCCGGGCCGAGUGGACGGGCAAGGACUGCAGCGUCUACGACCCCAUCCCGGAGCCGAAGCCCACGGGGGAGACGGAGCGAUACAAGGGUCCCAGUGGCACCAAUAUCAUUAUCGGCUCCAUCGCGGGGGCCGUGCUGGUGGCUGCCAUCGUCCUAGGGGGGACAGGCUGGGGAUUUAAGAACAUCCGCCGAGGAAGGUACGACCCGGCGCAGCAGGGAGUGUAACCGUGUCCCCCCCAUCGUCCCGUCACCGUCCCUGUCACCGUCACCGUCACCGUGCGGCAGCCCGACGGCGUGGGAGCCUGUCUGUCCGUGUGCUGUGUGUCCGGCCGUGCUGUCUCCAUCUCUGUGCCCCCCCGGCUGAAGGGGAGCAGCGCUGGGGGGGGGGGUCUGACAGCGUCCCCCCCCCUUGGUGCUGGCUCAUUUCAGCUCAGUGUCCCCCCGUGUGUCCCCCCGUGUCACAGCCCCCCACUAAACGCUCCCCACUUUGUG
Molecule: messenger RNA, 2593 nt
Organism: Melospiza melodia melodia
Lineage: Eukaryota; Metazoa; Chordata; Aves; Passeriformes; Passerellidae
Gene: ADAM11
Product: ADAM metallopeptidase domain 11
Exons: 26
Coding region: 23-2326 (767 amino acids)
Biological process (GO): proteolysis
Molecular function (GO): metalloendopeptidase activity
Source: RefSeq, a predicted model, not a curated record